Messenger RNA from Ahaetulla prasina, 4843 nucleotides. RefSeq names its product TBC1 domain family member 32 (gene TBC1D32). The transcript is spliced from 34 exons. NCBI's taxonomy places the organism in Eukaryota, Metazoa, Chordata, Lepidosauria, Squamata, Colubridae. The record is from RefSeq and is a predicted model, not a curated record. Bases 295 to 4197 code for a protein of 1300 amino acids. Gene Ontology annotation, biological process: non-motile cilium assembly.
ACAGCAUCCUUAUACCCAGGUUUAUGGCCACUCCCCCACUCUGCUUGGGCCAAUAGGAAACCAGAGGGGCGAGGCGUCUGUGCUUGCGACUCUGGCGCGGAAGCACUGCCCCCGUUUCUUCUUCCUGAGUGCUUCGCUUAUUUUCUCAUCCGUUUGUGUUGCCGCCGCCGUUGCCGCCAUCGUCGGAUCCGCCCAGCCUCAAAUCCCGGGCAUUUUGCUGGGAUCUGGACUGUCGGCUGCUGGCUGGAGCGGUCCCGCUUUGAAAAGAGCUUCUGCUUGGCAAAACACAGAUUAAUGAUGUCUCAUUUUUCUAUUGAAGAUGAAGCUCUCUUACAACCUAUGCUCAGACAGUUAUUGCAAAGUGUCAAAGAAAAAAUCACAGGAGCUCCAUCCGUAGAAUGUGCUGAAGAGAUUCUACUCCAUUUGGAAGAAACAGAUGAGAACUUUCAUAACUAUGAAUUUGUAAAGUAUCUUAGAGAAUAUAUAAGUAACAUCUUGGGGUCCGUAAUAGAAGAAGAAACUGAAAAAUGUACCUCAGCCCAAAAUCAGGGGGAAGGUUCGAAUUAUGACACUCUGGUACAGCAUGUUACUAAAAAGACGCGGGAAUCAAAGGAGUAUAGAGAAAUGAUGCAUUCGCUGAAGAAUGUCAUGAUGGUUGUAGUUGAAUCUCUAAUUAACAAGUUUGAAGAAGAUCAAAUGCGCUACAAGGAGAUGCAAAGAAAAGUGAAAACAGAACCACCCAACAGUUAUGCAGAUAACUGUUCUGAUAGUGAUUCUUCCUUUAACCAGAGUUACACGUUUAUGAAUCAAGAACAAUUACAGCUGCUUGUAGAAAGACUGGAUCCAACACAACCUAAGGAGGUCCGCCAAGAAGCCAUUCAAACCUUGUGUUCUGCACCCCCAUCUGAUAUUUUAAAUUGUGAAAGUUGGAGUACCUUACGUAAACAUCUUGCAACAGCACUCUCGGAUCCUGAUUCCAGUUUCAGUGAUAAAGUCUUGAAAUUUUAUGCCAAGACAUUUUCUUCCUCUCCAUUAAAUAUGACAAGAGACCUCUAUACAAGCUUAGCAAAGUACUUAGAGGCAUAUUUUCUUGCUGAAGAUAAUUACAUUCCUAGUGUAUCAAUGGGUAUUGACAUAAGUAACCCAGACGUAAUACGUUUACUUAAAAAGAUGCGACUCCUGAAUGAGUACCAGAGAGAAGUCUCUUCUUUUUGGAUACGUCAUCCAGAAAAGUACAUGGAAGAAAUAAUGGAGAGUACUUUAUCCCUUCUGGCUGUAAGGCAUAAUAAUUUAAGUCAGAUGGCUUCUUCCGAAUUUUGGGAUCCCGUAUACUUUUUGGCUUUGGUUGAUCUCAAAGCUGUGUGGUUUAAAAAAUGGAUGCAUUCCUACUACAGCAGAACAGUAGUGUUAAGGCUACUUGAAAAGAAAUACAAAUCUUUGAUCAUUGCAACUGUUGAGCAGUGUGCCACCUAUUUGGAAGCUUGUGAAUCAGCAGUGAAUGGAUCAAGAAUGUUUAAUAUAUUUUCCACACCACAUAAUAGUAAUAAACAAAAGAAUUUCUACACAGGAAAGGAAUUGCAAUAUAUUUAUUUUGUUCAUUCCCUGAGCCUCUUAGGCAGAUUAUUAAUAUACAAACAAGGCAGAAAACUCUUUCCUAUUCAACUGAAAAACCGAAAAGAUCUGAUGACACUGACGGACCUCAUCAUAAUGUUUACGCGUCUUAUUUAUUGUUCUCCAAAUUGCCCCAAAUCCCUUACUGUGCAUUCAGGUAAUUAUUCUCCAGCUGGCCUCAUUACUGAUAUACUCCGGGUCCUUUGUGAUGGAAAGGAAUGUGCAACUGAAUGUCUAUAUACAAAUACAGUGAUAGAAGAACUUCUUCAACCCCUACAUUAUUUACUGAAAGGAACAGAGGUGAAUUGUCCAGAAACAACUCUAACACAUAUAGCUGAUAUUUUGGCGCGAAUUGCUGCUGCAGACGAUGGUCUUUCACUACUUCUUUAUGGAGGAGAAAAGCCGCCUGCCACAGAAAGCACAAGCCUUAAAGGUGCACAUGUUAUUGCCCAGUUUACGAAGAAGCUUCUUGAUGAAGAUAUUUCUGUUUUGUCUGGAUCUGAGAUGUUACCAGUCCUCAAAGGAGCUUUUAUCUUUGUAUGCCGCCAAAUGUAUAGUUCCUGUGAAGGCUUAGAGGUGCUGCUGCCUUAUCAGUUACAUAACUCUAUUGCUGAAGCUUGGAAAAAGACUAGUUUGCUUUCAGAGAGAAUUCCAACACCUAUAGCUGGGGUAGAUAUUGUUUCUUCAGUAAACCAAGAAUCUCAGAGUUGUAUUGUAUUAGAAGAAACGUUGUUGGAUGACUUGCUAAAUUUUGCUACCACACCGAAAGGCCUUCUCCUUUUACAGAACACAGGAACAGUCACUGAAUGUGUCACCUUCAUGUUCAACAGGUUCAUGAAGAACCUCCAGGUGAGUGGAUGUGAAAAGUUUGGCUAUGGAGUAAUUGUUUCACAAGUAGCUGCAACUGCCCCUGGGGCUGCAGCUCUACAAAAUUCGGGAUUUAUAAAGGCCCUUAUUACUGAAUUGUGGGGUGUUCUGGAGUGUGGAAGAGAUGAUGUCCGAAUGACUCACCCCAGAUCAACACCAGUAGAUCCAAUUGACCGAAGCUGCCAAAAGUUUUUCGUAGCUCUGAUAAAUUUGCUGUCCUGCCCUGCUGUUUAUGAACUGAUAGGUGAUCAAGAGAUACCUAAUAAAGCCGAGUAUUCUCUUCGUGAAGUUCCUACAGAUGUUGUUGAUAUAAUUGACAGGCUUAUAGUUGUUAACACUGAAGCUAAAAUCCAUUCAUUAUUCAACUAUGAGCAGUCUCAUAUCUUUGGACUGAGGUUAUUAAAUGUGCUGUGCUGUGAUCUAAAUACAUUUCUGCUUCUAGAAUCUCAAUACAAGAUAUCAGAAGUGCUUUUAGAUGCCCAGAAUGAAAAUGCCAUCAGUAUUUCUGAAACUCCUCGGCAAUUUAUAAUUGAUGGCUUAUCGGUUGAGAGAAACCAUAUUCUCGUUAGAAUAAGUCACAUUGGGGGCCCAACCGAACGGAUCUUGCCUCUGAGAGUACUGCAUAAGGGUGAUGAUCCAUAUCCUUGGCCAAUGUUUUCAUCAUAUCCCUUGCCAGCAUGCUAUCUUGCUGAAUUUCCUAGAAAAAACCAUUCAAGGAAAGAUGACGAUGUUAGCAAACUUUUAUCUGUAUUAAAAAACCCAAAUAAACAGGCGGGAUGGCUUGAAAAUGUUCAAAGGCAAUUUUGUGAAAUGAUGCAAAAGAAACCAGAUGUCGUAAGUGGAGCCAAUUUGGCAGAAUUAAUUGAAAAAAUUGUGUUGCACCUCUUUGAAAUACCAUCAGAACAUUAUUUCAGCAGCAAAGUGUAUGAAGCUGAUGUAAAUAUGGAGAUUAAAAACCUUACAGCAAUUCAGCAACUUGGUAUUAAAAUGACAAUAAGCUAUGGUAAACAUUUGAAUCUGCUGAAGGAGAAUGCAGAAAAUGAUCUACAUCAAGUGCUAAUCUACUGUGAGAAAUAUUUGAAACAACAGAAAGUACCUUUAAGGAAAUCAUUAUAUAAUCAGCAGGAUGGAUACGUAUGCUAUGACUGGUUUGUAUCUUCUGUGUUUCUAAUAAUGAUGGGAAAUCGAGAGAAGACAUUAACAUUUCUCCACCAGUUCUCCUAUCUUCUUGUUUCAGCCUUUCUUUGGGCACCACGGCUGCAUAAUUCUAUACAUCUGCCUGUAGACACAGCAGCAUCUGGCAUCCAUCCAGUCUACUUCUGCAGUGCUCACUAUGUUGAGAUGUUGCUGAAAGCCGAGUUGCCACUUGUUUUUUCUGCUUUCCAUAUGUCUGGAUUUACUUCAUCACAGAUCUGUCAGCAGUGGCUCACACAGUGUUUCUGGAAUUAUAUGGACUGGAGAGAGAUUUGUCAUUAUAUUGCCAUUUGUAUUUUCCUUGGCCCAGAUUACCAGAUAUAUAUGUGCAUUUCUGUGUUCAAACAUCUACAACAAGAAAUCCUUCAACAUACCCAGGCUCAGGACCUUCAAGUUUUUCUUAAAGAAGAAGCACUCCAUGGAUUUCAGGUGAAUAAUUACAUUGAGUAUAUGGAAAGCUUGGCUCAAACAUACCGACCAAUUCUAUUAAGAGACAUGAGGAAUAUUGGAGUGCCAAGCACGUAGAUCAAGCAGAUGAGCAUAUCAUUUCAAAUUUUGGUUAUGUACUUUAAGGGGGCAGUGAUUGUUUUAUUUCCUUCUCUGUAAAAAAUAUAUUCAUUGUCGCUAUCCUUGCAGCCAAAUCAAUAAGGUUUUUCAGCAUACCAUUUUCACAAGACAACAUCCUCUAAAUUGGAUCAUCUGAAAAAUAAUGUGUUUUUCUAGCCAGGUGUCAUUGUUUGUUUACACUUGGUUUCAGAAAGUAGCUUUGAAUUACUUAAAUGUUCUGUUUAUAUUUGCCAAGGAGCAGUGUCUAUACUAUUAAACUUUGCUUCCUAACAUUUCUAAAUUGCUGAAGGUUCAGUAGUAAGGAAUGGUAAUUUGAAUGUGCACAUAACUUUCAAGCGCUUCAAAAAUUAUCUUGGGAGGUCAAAAAGUAAAGUAUAGUUACAACUCCUGAGUGGCUCAGUUUGAAGUGAAAUGAAAGGUUUGUUAUAGUUUUUUGCUGUAAAUAUUUUUUUUAAAUAGUACUGUACACUCUAAAGCAUUGACUUGAAGUUGUAGAAGGGCAUAAAUUAACACUUCUGUAGAUCUGUUAAUAUAAAUGUAGAUUUUAUUCUCUGUUUUAUUGAAACUAAAUAUAAAGAAAUAAAACUUUGGGAACAUACAUGAA